Messenger RNA from Osmerus eperlanus (European smelt), 2770 nucleotides. It is a transcript of the gene lgi1b, whose product is annotated as leucine-rich, glioma inactivated 1b. Gene Ontology annotation, biological process: myelination. Gene Ontology annotation, molecular function: protein binding. The record is from RefSeq and is a predicted model, not a curated record. NCBI's taxonomy places the organism in Eukaryota, Metazoa, Chordata, Actinopteri, Osmeriformes, Osmeridae. Bases 329 to 1960 code for a protein of 543 amino acids. The transcript has 9 exons.
UCUCUCUAACCAUGUCCCCUGAGAUUUCACCCUUUCAUCUUUUCUUAUGGUCGAGGCAGUCACACACCAAUAAUAAAACGUAUUUAUGUCUAAUUAUAAGCUAAACCAUUGCUCUAUUAUUGUAUGCGCUGAACGAAUCUCUUGGAUUACUGCCUGGUCUAGUCAUUGAGACACAAGCGGCAUUCUCGCCACGGCUCAACGGACACUCACGGAUCAAAUUUAACCACAUUCGGCCAAUUCGUCUGUGAUUCGAAUAUCCGAUAUUGAACAAGAGGUUCAUGUUUAGGGAUAUUUUCAGAGCUGGUUGUGACCAGAGAAGACCGAAAGCAUGGGAUAUGCAAACAGAGCCGUGAAAGGAUGUGCGGUGUUUCUGUGGGUCGCCACCGUCGUUCUCUUAGCGGAGAGCAGAAGAGUGAAGCAACCCAGAUGUCCUGCAUCUUGUACCUGUUCUAAAGAUAAUGCCCUGUGCGUGAAUAUCCGAUCCGUCCCACACAGUUUCCCAACCGACGUCUUCUCAUUGUCUUUUGUCAACUCAGGCUUCAAUGAAAUCACAGGUGGUAGCUUCGUUUACACACCGGCCAUUCGGCUUCUCUUAUUCAGUGCUAAUUCAUUUGACUUAAUUGAUGAAGAUGCCUUCCUAGGUCUGCCCCACCUAGAGUACCUGUUCAUCGAAAACAACAAGAUAGAAUCUAUCUCCCCGUUUGCUUUCCGAGGCCUGAAAGCCCUGAUACAUCUGAGCCUAGCUUCCAAUAACCUAGAAACAUUGCCCAAAGACAUUUUCAAGGGUUUGGAUGCCUUGUCUAACGUGGAUCUGCGGGGGAACAGCCUGGUAUGUGACUGCAAGCUGAAGUGGCUGGUUGAAUGGAUGCACAGCACCAAUGCCACCGUGUAUACGAUCUACUGCAGUGGUCCCUCUGUCUACCAGGGCAAGAAGAUCAAUGAUCUCCUGCCUCAGUCCUUCGACUGCAUCGCAGCAGAUUUUGCCUCCUAUCAGUCCCUGAAGUUUGAAUCCAUCUCCGUAGAGGACUUUACCUUUGGCAACGAUCAAUAUGUUGUGUUUGCCCAACCAUUCACUGGAACAUGCAGCUUUCAGGAAUGGGACCAUGUUGAAAUGGUCUUUCGAACCUUUGAUAGUAUUGAAAGCACCUCUACCGUGGUGUGUAAACCCAUGGUGAUCGACAACCAGCUGUUCGUCAUCGUGGCCCAGCUGUUCGCUGGCUCCCACAUCUACAAGCGUGACACUAGCGCCAAUAAGUUCAUAAAGAUACAAGACAUAGACAUCCUGAAGAUCCGGAAGCCCAAUGACAUUGAGACGUUCCUCAUUGAUGGCGAGUCCUUCUUUGUUAUAGCCGACAGCUCCAAGGCCGGUUCCACCACCGUGUACAAGUGGAACGGUAAUGGGUUCUACUCUCACCAGUCUCUCCACCCAUGGUACCGGGACACAGAUGUGGAGUACCUGGAGAUCUCCACCAAGCCCCACCUGAUCCUCUCCAGCAGCUCCCAGAGGCCUGUGGUCUACCAGUGGAACAAGGCCCUGAAGCAGUUUGACCGACGAACCGACAUUCCUGAGAUGGAGGACGUCUUCGCCGUCAAGCACUUUCAGGUCAAAGGCGACCUCUUCAUCUGCCUCACCCGCUUCAUCGGUGACUCAAAGGUGAUGCGCUGGGAUGGCGCCAUGUUCAAGGAGGUCCAGACGGUGCCUUCAAGAGGCUCCAUGGUGUUCCAGCCAGUCGCCGUGGGCAACUGGCAAUACGCCAUCUUGGGCAGCGACUACUCGCUGACGCAGGUGUACCAGUGGGAUGUCAAGAGUGGCCUGUUCGUUCACGCCCAGGAGCUCAACAUUCAAUCACCUAGAGCUUUCUCUUUGCUGUCCAUCGACAACAGGGAGUUCCUCCUAGCUUCCAGCUUCAAAGGGAAAUCUCAGAUCUAUGAGCACCUUAUGAUAGACCUGAGUAAUUGAGAACAGAUCUAAAGUAAAGGUACCUUAUGACAGACCUGAGUAAUUGAUAACAGACCUGAGUAAUUGAUAAGGGAAACAAUUACAGGUGUGAUGAUACAGUAUGAUACGGCAAUGUGGUGUUCGCAGCACUGUGAGCAACAUGAAGGGGGUUAUAUUGAUGCAGUGUACUCUGUUUAAACUGUACCACCAUAAGGAUUACAAGAUGAUAAAACAUUUUGUCAGGCUAUAUGCAUGAUAUAUAGUCCACUAAUAAUGAAUAAUGAACACAAUUUUUGAUGAAUGCCUUGCUAGAAAUAUCCACUGCACUCACCCUUCCCCCUCUCUCCCUGUACUCUUGCCUCUUUUCUCCCUCGUAGACAAAGCCAUUGUUGACUUCAACUAAGCCCUGCACUAUGCAGAAUCUAGCACCUGUGCUUUCACAAAAUCCACCUCUGAGGUAAAGCAAAUACGUAUAACAUAGGUAUUCACAACUAACAUUUGACUGACAUCUACUUGCCAAAUGAAAUGUUUACGUUUUUACAAUAAUAUGUAAAGUAAUUUAUAUGACACAACCUUUUGUAUUUAGAGGGGACCACUCAAAUGCUAUAUCUUUCAUAUGGCGCUUUGUAGUUUAGUUUAGAUUUUAAAUCACUUUUUCAAUUGAUGAACUUACUUUUAGUGUCCUAGUAGUCAAUCACACAAACCAAUCUUGUGUCAUUUUAAUCUUGAGUUGGGGUAGUGUCUUAUUGUAUGUUCAUGGUCUUUAUCUUUAUUUGUAUUUUGUGUAAUAAACCAGUUUAAUGAAACCUCAAAAAUGAAAGCCUUUUUUUG